Trichomonas vaginalis G3 is the source of this 594-nucleotide messenger RNA. RefSeq lists its product as uncharacterized. The record is from RefSeq and is a predicted model, not a curated record. NCBI's taxonomy places the organism in Eukaryota, Parabasalia, Trichomonadida, Trichomonadidae. The transcript has a single exon. The annotation marks the transcript as partial.
AUGUAUAGACAAAUACCUUUAUCUGUUGCGUUCAGUAGUGAAAACCCUGACGUCAAAAUAAAGGGGAACAGAGUAACGUUUAAGUUUCCAACAGACUGGAUUGUGAACAUAAAUGAAGAGAAGUACAUUGGCAUAACAUCUAUGUAUAUAACACGUGCUUUCAGAAAGGUUGACUUUAUACUUCAAGUCGAGAUAGAAAAUGACGAACAGUCUUUAAGCGCCCAAAACAUUCACAUAUACAAAUACUUUAAAGACGAUACAACAUUGCAACAAUGUAUGAUUUCAUUUAAUGAAAUGUUCGAGAAAAAGUUUAACAUUGAAGUACAAACUUUACAGCCUUUACGUGAGUUUCUUGCACAACUGAAAGAAGAAGGUAGUCAGCCACAACUUAUAGACUUUCAUUAUGAAUUUAAUGAAAAUGAAGAUGGAACACAUGACUGUCAGUUUGUUGUAUUCUCACCAUUCAAUGAAGUAGCUAAAAAGAAAGAAAAUCCAUUACGUAUAAGAUUUCAAAUCUCUGAACCAAGUGAUGAUUUCAAGAAUGUUUUCAAUUAUGAUGCAAUGCUUCCGAGGAAAAAUGAAUUUUCAAAGAUU